This is a messenger RNA of Alternaria burnsii, 978 nucleotides long. Its product is annotated as 60s ribosomal protein l10. The record is from RefSeq and is a predicted model, not a curated record. Gene Ontology annotation, cellular component: ribosome; cytosolic large ribosomal subunit. The transcript has 6 exons. NCBI's taxonomy places the organism in Eukaryota, Fungi, Ascomycota, Dothideomycetes, Pleosporales, Pleosporaceae. Gene Ontology annotation, molecular function: structural constituent of ribosome. Gene Ontology annotation, biological process: ribosomal large subunit assembly; translation. Bases 1 to 978 code for a protein of 325 amino acids.
AUGGCCCCCAAGAAGAACAAGAGAACCGCCGACUCCAUCAACUCGCGCCUUGCGCUUGUGAUGAAGUCCGGUAAGGUCACCCUCGGCUACAAGUCCACCCUCAAGAGCCUGCGAACUGGCAAGGCCAAGCUCGUCAUCAUCGCCGGAAACACCCCUCCCCUGAGGAAGUCUGAGCUCGAGUACUACGCCAUGUUGUCCAAGACCUCCGUCCACCACUUCUCCGGUAACAACAUUGAGUUGGGCACCGCUUGCGGUAAGCUCUUCCGCUGCUCCGUCAUGUCCAUCCUCGAUGCCGCAGGAACAACCGUCACAAUGGCCCGCCGUCCCGCCCGUUGCUACCGCUACUGCAAGAACAAGCCCUACCCCAAGAGCAGGUUCAACCGUGGUGUCCCCGAUGCCAAGAUCCGCAUCUUCGACCUUGGUCGCAAGAAGGCCAACGUAGACGACUUCCCGCUCUGCAUUCACUUGGUCUCCAACGAGUACGAGCAGCUGUCCUCCGAGGCGCUCGAGGCCGCCCGUAUUUGCGCCAACAAGUACUUCGUCAAGAACGGUGGAAAGGAAUCUUUCCAUCUCCGUGUCCGCGUCCACCCCUACCACGUCGUCCGUAUCAACAAGAUGUUGUCUUGCGCUGGUGCCGAUAGAUUGCAAACCGGUAUGCGUGGUGCUUUCGGCAAGCCCAACGGUCUUGUCGCUCGUGUCAACAUCGGCCAGAUUCUCAUGUCCGUCCGGACUAGGGACUCUAACCGCGCCGUCGCUCUCGAGGCUCUCAGGCGUUGCCAGUACAAGUUCCCUGGUCGCCAAAAGAUCAUCGUCUCCAAGAACUGGGGUUUCACUCCUCUCAAGCGCCAGGAGUACAUUGACCUCCGCCAGGAGGGCAAGGUCAAGAUUGACGGUGCUUACGUCCAGUUCCUCCGCAACAAGGGUAACCUUGCCGAGAACAUCCGUCGCUUCCCUUCCGCUUUCGAGGCCUCUGCUUAG